GCGAACAAUGUACAUGCUUAAUCUUAAUCGAUCGCGGGGUUGAUUUACUGAGUGCCAAGCUGCCAAAGCAGCGAUACAUCUCGAAAUGGAUCACAACACUUUAAAAACCCCAGAAAUACAUCCUCUCGAGCGCACUCGCUCCUGCGACGUGGAACCGAAACAACCAGCCAAUAUACCAAAUGUCCUUGAGCAUGCAUUACAAAAUAUCGAUACAACCACGACGACAGCCGCUACAAUCACGACAACAGCAAAAGUAACAAGAGUCUUGACCAAAGAUGAUGUGAAAUAUCUGUUUUCUGGAGCGCCGCAUUUCAUUCUCGAGAAAGGGAGACAUAAUCACUGGUAUCCUCAUGUAUUGUUCCCCUGGGAUACGAGUUUACCGAUUCAAGAUUUGUGGGAUAGAGAGCAACUGCGUCAUGAAUCCUUUACCUUGUCGACGCUACAUGCCCAUCUCCCGGUGCCGACGACUGUGCAUUCGGACGCAUCAAAAAGACAAAAGGGAUGGGAAUACGAAGAAGGCGUCAAACGAUCCACCUACGAUCUCGGCAUCUUCGAAGUCCCCAACAUGCUCUCCAUAAACGGCAAGGAACCCGGCGCAGUCGGAUUUCGCCAUUUCCUCGAACUAGCAACUGCCGAUGCGGUGCGAUACAAACCCGCUGUUCCAACCAAGGGCAGCGACACUAUAAAUCCGCAUCUUUUGUCGAGUAUGCCCUUGACAGAAGCGUUUGAUACGUUGAGUCAUUUGAAGGAUCCUUAUUCGUUGUGUAAUCACCAAGCGGUCGUAUUGGAUCGACAUAAACUGUUAUGUGAGGGACCGCCGGCUUGGAAACGGCUUGGUGUGCGCGAUGCGAAUGUUAGGGAUAUUGUGGAGAGGCUGGAGUAUCUUGCUAAUUUUCGACUUAAUGCGAUCAAGCAACCACCCGUGGACGAAUCGUCGGGAAGGAAGAAGAUAAUCACAAUCCUAGACAAGGAAUCGCCGGAGAUGUUACACAAGGGGCUUUUUACGAAAUUCUUAUUUCCGCCCCCUCAUGGCUGGACGCAUCACGAACAUGACGAGCUCAAAGCUCAGAUUGAAGUGCUUACCCGAGUUCUCGCUGUCAAGGGUGCUUGGAUUGAUAUGAGUCUUCCGGAAUGGCGGUUACGUGUAGGACAAUUACUUUGGGAGAAGCCUCCGCACGCAGAUGGAGAUUGUAUGGACUGUUUGAAGGAUGCGAACACAAGACCUGAAGAAAAUAAAAAGGGGAAAGCACCUCCUUUGUGUUUGAAUCAGGGUCUCGAAAGAAAGUGGCUGUUGAUACAGCUUCUUCUAGCCGGAGAACUUCUCAUGCGUCUCGAUGCUAUUGUCCAACUGGCUGUUUUGCAACACUCAAGAACUAUAACCGUCACAGCGCAGGAUAUGCGUGAACUCGACAGUUUACGACAUGGCAAGGUCAACUGGGAUAUUCUCUUCUUUCAGCGGGCGUCUGAUAAUCUGACUUUUAAAUAUCUGCCUUCGAAUAUCGUACCGGCUUCGGCUAGUUCGUCUGCGCAGCCACCACAAAAGAGUGGGACAUCAUCCCCACCUCCAGAGACGAAACCACUUGGUGGCUUGCGGUCGAAAUUCGGUAGUAUAUCUCAGCACUUACCCCUACGACGUACCAAUUCCACACGAAUAGGACUAGAGAAUACAUCCCAUGAACAGUCUUCUUGCGAAUCUAUCUGGGACAGCGUCGUCGUUCUUCCACGCCGUCCAGAGAGUCAACUCAAGGGUCUCGCCAUGUUUGCGGAAAAGAUUGGCUGGCCCGGUCACGAGACACUCGAAGCAAGAAUCAGAUCAAGCUUUUCACAUACUAACGGAGAAACAGUACAUGCUCUUACCUCUGACUUACCAGUCAAAAGCGCUAUAGCGUCAAGGACGUUUCCGAAGAAGGAGGCUUAUUGCAGAAGUCCAUCGCAUCGAUACGUGGUCCUUAAUAAAUCGGAAAGCACGGCCGAGAAUCACAACACAAAUACCGGAGGAUGGCUUACUCGCUCAUGGCUCUCAGGCCUCAUAAUGCCGGGCGAAAGCAUCCACCAAUUCCUAAUGUCUACAAUCCUUGAGAACGAUCCUACGGCACUCCAGGCAGUAGGAACAGUAGCCAAUCUAUACGGCGGAUUAAGCUAUGGCGAUGAAUGGACAUGGUGGAGCACGAAAUGCAUCGUUGGUAGAGUAUUAGCUGCUCUACCCGGCUCAAAAAUAUGCAUGGGAUGGGUUAGAGUGAGCACGACUCCGGACGUUGAGCAAGCCAAACUCAAGAAUACCUGGAUCUCCGUGGAGGGGAUCCAGGAGCCUCUUCAGAAGAAUAUGCGGAUUCGGCAGGGGAUGAAAAUAGCGAGUGAAUCCAAUCCACUGGGCAAAGGGCGGGUGGCUAGUGAUACAUUCACCAUUCCGAUUGACGAAGGAGAUAACGAUUUGAUUUCGGGGUUUGAUGUGAAAAUGGAUAAACUCAUACUCGUUCGACAGAGCUUGCCGGUGGAAUGUUGUACAGCAGAAGCUAUCAAAGAUGUGUUCACUGCAGGCCGAACUUCGAUCUCAUUUCAGGUAGCAACCACGCCUGAGCCAUCUACGAUCACUUUCCAGCUAAAGUAUAACGUCGCGUUCAUCUCGUCGUAUACGUGUCGAACACCGCGCGGAUCGGUCACGCAUCAUAUGCUGCACGGCGACAGCGAGGAGAUACAUGAACAUGACAUGCAAUCGCUACAUGGACAUCCACAUCUACCAGGCCAUCCGUUACACAAUUCAUACAAAUACAAAUACGUGCCUCUCAGGGAUCUGCAUUCGGAUACAGUCCCGCCUAUCAUCAGUUUUCCGGCAUCUAAAGAAUCAUCUCCCUCACGCAGUAAUGUUCGCUACCUUAUGAAUCACGAUACGAAACCGGCACAAAAUAAUACUAAUAAAAAAGAUGAAAAAUCUGCCACGUUGGACGAAAAAGAAAUGGAACCAAUAUGGAUCCUGGAUGCGCGCUCUUCGACACACGAUAAGGAGGUGUUUGCGCGUUCUUGGUGUGCGGCUGUGGGUGUGCAUGCACUCAUUGGAAGGGUUGGGAGGACUUGUCUGGCAUGUUGCAUAAGAGAGGCGAGGGCGAUUGGGGUUGGGGUUGUGAUUCGAGUUUAAACUCAAUGUUCCUGCGUGAUGGUGGUUUAUGAUCUGAGAUAUCCUUGUUGGAAGCUACCUAUAGUUUUUACGAUGAAAUGACCUUAAUUAAUUGUAAUAGUAUCUAAUAAAUAAAGAGUUGUAUUUGC
Talaromyces stipitatus ATCC 10500 is the source of this 3261-nucleotide messenger RNA. RefSeq lists its product as uncharacterized. Bases 86 to 3133 code for a protein of 1015 amino acids. Lineage: Eukaryota; Fungi; Ascomycota; Eurotiomycetes; Eurotiales; Trichocomaceae. The record is from RefSeq and is a predicted model, not a curated record. The transcript is spliced from 2 exons.